AUGUCCAGGGGGUCCAAGAGGGCCAGUGCAAGUCCACAGGGGUCACAAGACGCCCUCUCGCCCGUUCGUGUGCCAGGGGAAUGGACGUCCCCUAUUACAGGUAAGCCCACACGACACUCACCUGUGUCAGUAGUGUCACAGGUGAGUCACAAGACGCUCACCUGUGUCAGUAGUGUCACAGGUGAGCCCACAAGGACGCUCACCUGUGUCAGUAGUGUCACAGUGAGUCACAAGACGCUCACCUGUGUCAGUGGUGUCACAGGUGAGUCACAAGACGCUCACCUGUGUCAGUGGUGUCACAGGUUACUGGAGCUACUCUCCUUCCUUGGAUCAAGAUUGUCUCUGUUCUGUUACAGUAACGAGUGUGUGAUGAGCUUCCAGGCUUGUAACAGACGACAAGUUCUCAGUGUUCUCUACCGGGGAGAGUGUUCUUCAGGUGUGAAUCCCUGUGGAGCGGUCCGCUGCGGGCCUGGCCAAGGCUGUGCGGUAAACCAGUACGGCGUAGCCACCUGCCAGUGCCGCAGAUGGUGUCCUCCGGUGGUGACACCUGUCUGUGCCACAGAUGGCACCACCUACGACAGUCGGUGCCACCUGGAGAGAGACGCCUGCGUCAGACAGCGACCCCUUGACGUCUCCUUUUAUGGUUCUUGUGGUUCGGGAGGACCAUGUGAGGGGUACAAGUGUGAGUACGGGGGAGUGUGUGUGGAGAGGUACGGCCAGGCUGAGUGUGAGUGUACAGUGUGUGGUGGUGAGUACCAACCAGUGUGUGGCGGUGACAGACGCACCUACCACUCCUCCUGUCAACUGGCCCGUCACGUCUGUCUGUCUACCACUCACGUGGAACUCUUACACCAGGGAUCCUGUGAUGCGUGUAAGGGGGUCGAGUGCGGAGAGUUCGGGGUGUGUCAGGUCGAUGCUGAGGGAUUCGGUCGAUGUUCCUGCCCUACCAACUGCUCCCAGGCACUGGGCGGGGAGGUGUGUGGCACUGACGGUCAGACGUAUGCUUCUAAGUGCCAUCUUCAGGUCGCUGCCUGUGCCAGCCAGCAGCGCCUCAUAGUUGCGCACAAGGGAAACUGCGAUCUGUGUUUGGAUGUCCACUGUAAGUACGGCGCUCGCUGUGAGGGCGGCCGGUGCAUCUGUCCCACAGACUGCCCAGACAAGAGAGAACCAGUGUGUGGGUCUGACCGCUUCACUUAUAGUAACGAGUGUGUCAUGCGCAAGGUGGCCUGUGAGAAGAACGAAGACGUCAACUAUCUCUUCUUUGGGGAAUGUGAUGAGAUCGGUGGCAUAGUUACAGACGUGAUCUACCCAACACCCCUGCCACCUACUGGCCCUGACGACCCCUGCCACUCUCACCCCUGCAUCGCUGGGGCAGAGUGCCAGUCAGACGCUGAAGGUCGACCUCGAUGUGUGUGCGACUUCUACUGCUCUCCGCCUCCACGCUAUGAGCCAGUCUGCGGUAGUGACAAGGAGUUUUACGAGUCAGAUUGUCUCAUGCGACUGCAUGCUUGCAACAUUCAAGUGCAACUCACCGUCAGACCCAUUCAUGAGUGUGCUGCUGCCCAGCGCCUUCGAGUAUGCAACGGCACAUCACCCCUGAUCAACCCUUCGACAGGUGAAGAUCUGUACUGUGGCGAGGGUGGCACUAUAUGCCCUCCUGGCACUUAUUGCCACAGGGAACACGACUUCGCGAAGUGCUGUAGGGACUACACCAUCAGAGUAGCUGUGAUCGAGGCACCGGUGCCAAGGGACUGCCAUCAGACAGACUGGGGAUGCUGUGCUGACGGCAUCAACAUCGCUACUGGCCCGGAGAGGGAAGGAUGUCCGGAGUCAUGUCGCUGCCACAGACUGGGGUCAGUAAGGGAGGCGUGUGACGCUGUGACGGGUGUGUGCGAGUGUCGACCUGGUGUGGGAGGCAAGAACUGUGAUCGCUGUCUACCAGGCUACUACGGUCUCCAUAGAGUCACUGAAGGUGCCAUCGGCUGCUCACGUGAGUACAUUUGUCACCUUUGCUUCAAGGGUAGGCAAGAUUCAUCAGGAAACAUGACAGCAUACUCAGCAGCUGUGGCUGAGAAUGAGUACUCAGUGAGUGCUAAGGAAGAUAACCUCAGCACUAUACCUACUGACUUAUCUAGAUCUCUCUCUCAGCUGUACGACCUCCCUAAGGGUCGUGAUAAUACAGUAAUAAGAGUAUGUUUGUGUGUUUUUCCAGAGGACCUCCUGGUGCCACAGGCCACGACCUGCGACCUGCUGCAGUGCCACUUCGGGGGUCGAUGCCAGGAGCACGGAGGUGCCGCCACCUGUGUCUGUACCCACCACUGCCUUCCGAGCGGCGUCGGAGGGUCCCUGGCCGUGUGUGGGUCGGACAGGGUGACCUAUGCGUCAGAGUGUGAGCUAAAGUACCAGUCGUGCGUCAAACAAGCGGAUAUCGUGGUCGUGGCCUUCGGCUCCUGCACAGAGUCGUGGACAGACGCUCCCGUCCGCCGGUCGACAGCAGAGGAUGGGUGGGGCACAGAGGAGUGGGCGUGGGCGGGGAGAGGCCUUACUGAACACCACGCCCUCGCCACCCGCAGACACAUCGAUGCCGCCCACUUCACCCGCGCCCACUCGGCCAACUCCGCCCACUCCAUCAACAUGAUCAUCGAGUCCCCGACCCAUGUGGUGACGCCCAAGAGUGGGCUGGACUCUGAGGAGCAAGCCCACAUCUACCCCCAUUCAGCUGCCUCCAAACAUCCCUACACAGUGCCAGCCUUCUCUGGCACCUCCUACAUACAGCUGAUGCCCUGGUCAGUGCCAUCCAAGGUACAAAUGGAGGUGGAGUUCGUGGCUCACGAAGCUACUGGCAUCCUGCUCUACGUCCAGCAGAACCUUGGGGGUCUUGGGGACUUUCUGGCUCUUGUGCUCAACGACGGGCAUCUUGAGGCUCGUAUUGACGUGGGCAACGGCCCAGUGUUGCUGAGAUCACCACAGCCAGUGUUGUUGUUCACCCAUACGCAGGCAACCCUCACCACUUACACCAGGGACGCUCUUCUACAAGUGGGCGUAGGAGAAGCUGUGUCAGUGCGGUCAGAGGGCGUGCACCGGGCCCUGGAUAUACACGCUCCACUCUACGUGGGCGGUGUGCCCAGCCUCACGCCCAGGGUACACGCCAAUGUGGGCGUGGGGAAAGGGUUCCACGGCUGCAUCCACUCCCUCAAGGUCGGCCAGCGAGCACUUGACUUGGUGUGGGGACGCUCUGGAAGUGUAGGUCAUGCCCACAACGUGAGUGAGUGCCGCCCAUCGCCGUGCGCCGCCCAUCCUUGCAUCAACGGAGCAACCUGCCGCCCACGCUCUCACAACCUGGGCUUUAUUUGCGAAUGUCCCAUCUCGUAUACAGGUAGCCGAUGCGAGGUGGAGGUGGGUGAGGGCUGUCGGAGAUUGCAGUGUCCUCCAGGUACUACCUGUCAGAGAGCUCCAGCAUCCACUACCCUCCACUGCGUCUCAGAAUUGGGUUCAGAAGAGUCAUGGCCCGUAGCGGACGUGGAUGGUCGUGGAUACCUGGCUUUGCCUCGUGUACAGACGAUGAUGGAGAGUCUGUCACUGGAGGUGUGGUUUCUUGCUAGGUCCCCACACGGCAUGCUCCUCUACCAGGCUGAAGGACCCGCACAUCGAGGAGACUUCAUUAGCCUCAAUCUGGCCGGAGGAUACCUCCAGUUCCGUCUCGAUGCCGGUCCAGGAGUCGUUAAUCUCACGUCAGCAGAGGUGGUGGAGGUCGGGUCAUGGCACGGUGUCAAGGCAUCGUGGGGGGGUGGUCGUGCCUCUCUUCAGGUGGAUGGGUCACCACCUGUCACCUGCCCUGCCCCAGGGCACCCUAAUACCCUCACCCUCAACACCCCCCUUUAUAUAGGUGGCUUCAGACUAUGGUACCUGGUGAACCGGGAGUCUGGAAUCCUGGUGGGACUGAACGGGGCGCUGCAGAGGCUGCUGGUCAACGGCGUCGUCUACAGCAGACUGACGGAAGCGGCCACGGAGCAGAGGGGCGUCUCUCUCUAUAUAGGUCCUCCGUGUCAUCCCAACCCCUGCAACAACGGGGGGUUGUGCGUGCCCAUCCUAGCUAACUUCUCCUGCCGCUGCCCCGUCAUGUUCGUCGGUAGACUCUGCCAUAAGAGUAUGGCAGGCAUGAGUUUAGAUAACCCCUUCAUCUGGCGGAUCACACUUUUUUUGUACCCCGGACGCUCUCCCUCAAGUGAGUCCAACAAAAGUGGUCUUCACGUCCCCUGGAGUCAUCCAGACUACGACUACCUGCAGUACGACGAGACGGAGCGACAACUGUUGGAUCAGGACACCAAGCACGACAACCUGGCUCACUACAGGUCGGUACAGUUUGUCGAGCCAGGAGACAGAUAG
Messenger RNA from Cherax quadricarinatus, 4386 nucleotides. Lineage: Eukaryota; Metazoa; Arthropoda; Malacostraca; Decapoda; Parastacidae. The record is from RefSeq and is a predicted model, not a curated record.